Molecule: messenger RNA, 1932 nt
Organism: Nicotiana tabacum (common tobacco)
Lineage: Eukaryota; Viridiplantae; Streptophyta; Magnoliopsida; Solanales; Solanaceae
Biological process (GO): DNA integration
Molecular function (GO): nucleic acid binding
Source: RefSeq, a predicted model, not a curated record
AUGAAUGAUACCUAUAUGCAGACUCGCAACAAUAUUCUAAUGAUGAAGCCACUUCCAUCUGUUGGAAAUGUGUACAGUAUUAUAUUAUCUGAUGAAAAACAAAGACAAGUGUCUUCUACCUCUCAAUUCUCAUCUCAAUCUGCUUCAUUUCAUGCUAGGAUUUCUAAGCCCUCAUUUCCCUCCAAGGUUUCUUUUGAGGGCACCAGGAAUUCUCUUAUCUACAAAUACUGCAAAAAGCCUGGUCACUCAAUAGAUAAAUGCUAUAAGUUGCAUGGGUAUCCUUCUAAUUUCAAGUUUAGCAAAGGACCUCCUCCUCGCAGAUCUGCUGCACAUGUUGAACUUGACUCUUCUGGUGUUUUUUCUGCGCCUGGUAGUUCUGUUGGUCCAGCUAAGCAUGAGGAGUCUUCUGUGAUACCUAGCCUCACUAGGGAUCAAUACUCCCAGCUGAUGACCUUAUUACAACAAUCCCAAAUUUAUGCUUCCCCACACUUUCCACCUCUCUUUGCUUCUGCUAACUUUGCUAGUAAGCUCAUGCCUUAUGAGGGUGUCUCUUAUGGAACUUGUAUGUUAUCUAGUGUGAAUGACAUUGUUUGGAUAAUAGACUCCGGAGCUACUGAUCAUAUGACUUCCAUUAAAAGUUUACUUUUUGAUAUAAUCACUCUUCCCAUUCCUUAUAUUAUGUCUCUCCCAAAUGAGUAUAAAGUAAAAGUCACCAAUGUUGGCUCUUUAGCUUUAUUCCCUAAUUUAAUCCUUCAUAAUAUUCUUUACAUUCCCAGUUUCAAUCAUAAUCUCAUAUCUGUUCAAAAACUUUUAAAUCAUUGUGAUGAUGUUGUUCAGUUUACCAAGUCUGCUUGCACAUUCCAGGGUCCUUCAAUGAAGAAGCCAGUGGUGCUUGGUAGACUGGACACUGGACUUUACAAGCUAUUUCAGCAUGUGACUUCACCUAUUGACCCUGUUCAUGUCAACUAUUGUUCUUCAGUUGUUUCUUCUUUGCCUGUUUCUUCUUUACCUGUAGUCUCUACUACUGAUGUCAAUGACGAUUCAUCUGUAAAUACCAUGGUUGCUUCAAAUAAAGUGAAUAAUUCUGAUGUUGUUUGGCAUUAUAGACUUGGACAUAUAACAUUUUCCAAAAUGAAGUUUAUUUCUGGUAUUAUUAGUGAUUUGUCUUCUAAACAGUCCUUCAUAUGCCCUAUUUGCCCCUUAGCAAGACAAACUAGGCUUCCUUUUCAUGAUAGUUCUAUUCAGUCCACUCAUUUCUUUCAGCUUGUUCACAUAGAUACUUGGGGUCCUUACUCCACUCCUACUCACUCUGGUGCUAAGUAUUUCCUUACUAUAGUAGAUGACUACACUAGGGCUACCUGGACACACUUAAUGGGGCAAAAAGCAAUAGAUGUAAUUUUCCAUGAACACAUUUUUCCAUUUCUUAAACCUUCUCCUUCACCAUCCCUUGUCUUGCCUUCUCCUCUCUCUCCUGGUCACUUUUCUGAUGAUUCAACAUCUUCUAUACCUACUUCUAUUCCUGGUCAUUCUUCCCCGCCUAUUCUUCCUGCCCAUAUUUCUCCUGAUUCAACUUCCUCUCUAUCUCCUUCUAUUCCUAUGCCUUCCCCUUCUAUUUUCACUCCAGAUCUUUCUUCUGAUGUUUCAACUUCUCCUUUAUCCUCUCCUGCUCAUAUUUCUUCUACUCCAUCAUCUGAUCAUCCUCCUCUUAGAAGAUCUAGUAGGCUCAUAAUGUCCCUGCCUAUCUUUGGGACUUUCUCUGAGUCUGUAUCAUUCAAUGCAACCACUUCACAGCUCCAUAUUCCUGAGCCUUACACUUACUCACAGGUUGUUGCUGUCCCUGAGUGGCAGGAGGCUAUGAGAAAGGAGUUUGAGGCUUUGGAGGCUAAUAGAACUUGGGAUAUUGUUGAGUUACCCCUGGUAAAAAGCUUAUAG